Manis pentadactyla (Chinese pangolin) is the source of this 1067-nucleotide messenger RNA. It is a transcript of the gene LSM1, whose product is annotated as LSM1 homolog, mRNA degradation associated. Gene Ontology annotation, cellular component: P-body; Lsm1-7-Pat1 complex. Gene Ontology annotation, molecular function: RNA cap binding. The transcript has 4 exons. Lineage: Eukaryota; Metazoa; Chordata; Mammalia; Pholidota; Manidae. The record is from RefSeq and is a predicted model, not a curated record. Gene Ontology annotation, biological process: deadenylation-dependent decapping of nuclear-transcribed mRNA. Bases 332 to 733 code for a protein of 133 amino acids.
GGGGCGGCACUGUGUUCCUUAAAAGGGAGAAUACAUUUUCUCCCCACCUAUCCCAUGUAGAGCCUUCUUUUACCAGGGAUGGGGAAAGGCGUCCCGGGACCGCCGGUGGCUCCGCCCUUUCCUGGGGGGGGCGGCACGCGACGCCGGAAGUGGGUGGGGGUAAUAUGGAGGAGUUUCCGGCCGGCCCCGGCGGCUGAAAGCCGGGGCUGAGGCGCUUCUCCGGCUCCGGGUCCUGUCUCAGUCCCGCCGAGGCGGCGACUGCGACUGCGACUGCGGUAGGAAGAAGGUGUUGGGCGCGCUGGCCCGCAGCUGCUACCCAUUUCAGUUAAAAAUGAACUAUAUGCCCGGCACCGCCAGCCUCAUCGAGGACAUCGACAAAAAGCACUUGGUCCUGCUUCGUGAUGGGAGGACACUUAUAGGCUUUUUAAGAAGCAUUGAUCAAUUUGCUAACUUAGUGCUACAUCAGACUGUGGAGCGUAUUCAUGUGGGCAAAAAGUACGGUGAUAUUCCUCGAGGAAUUUUUGUGGUCAGAGGAGAAAAUGUGGUCCUACUAGGAGAAAUAGACCUGGAAAAGGAGAGUGACACACCCCUCCAGCAAGUAUCUAUUGAGGAGAUCCUGGAAGAACAAAGGGUGGAACAGCAGACCAAGCUGGAAGCCGAGAAGCUGAAAGUCCAGGCCCUCAAGGACCGCGGCCUGUCCAUUCCUCGGGCAGAUACUCUUGAUGAGUAUUAAGUCUUUGGCUCAGGCAGUUGCUCUUGGGGAGCAGGAGCUGUCAGAGAAUGCAAAUGACAGCCUGGUUCCCUCACACAUUCGGCUAGAGACUGUAGGGUUCUGAAGUCAUUUUUAUUUUGAAUUCUUUCACAGAGGCACCAUGAAGAAAUCACAUGGCUUUUUUUUUUCCUUUUUAAUAACAGAAUCAUUGUUUAAAGGGACAAUGGCAUGGACUCCUUUCUCACAUCCCUGUGGAGCCAGCAGCUGCUGCUUUAGAUUGCUCUUGUCAUCCCCAGUUAGAGUGUAUAGGGGACAUUCUUCAUUUACUUGUAAAUAAAAUAUGAAUCUCAAGUCA